CCUGCUUCGGAUCCCGUUUCAUUGUGCCUGACAAAGCGAGCGAAUGAACUGGGAGCGGUUUAUACUGUUUUCUUUUUCUUUUUUUAAAUAAUAAAGCAGAUAUUAAGCUUAAACUCAGAGACGACCCGGUUUAAAUGGUUUAAAGCCUGAAAUGCCGCCUGGACUGAAAAACAAGGAAUGAACCAAGUCAGAGCUAGCUGAGGUGAAGUCUGGUGUUUAUCCAGCCCUUAAUGCCAGACUGGGCUCGCGCUGCGUGCCGUGAUUAAAGAAGCUUCCCCGCUGUUACACACACACACACACACACACUCCUUUCUGGGAUCACCAUGCUGGCCCUGCUGUUGAUUGCGCUGCUGGCCGUAGACUCUAUGGCUCUGGAAGUGGACGUCCCUGAUUUCCCCGUGGUGGUGCUUUACGGGACAGACACCGUCCUCAACUGCACGUUUUCCGGAGCCAAGACGUUUAACCUGUCUGAUCUGAGCGUGUUCUGGCAGCUGGCUGACACCCAGAGAAGCGUGCACGCUUACUUUGACAGGCAGGACCGCUUCGUUGAUCAGGACGAGCGGUUUGCUAACAGGACCAGCCUGUUUCCCGCGGAGUUAGCGUCCGGUAAUGCAUCGCUGCUCCUGCGGAGAGUCCGAGUGGCAGACGAGGGCAGCUACACGUGCUUCGUUAAAGUGGACGCGUACAGCAAGGAUUCCAUGUUCAUGCAGGUGGCAGCUCCCUACUCCAAACCCCUGGUGACCUGGGAAGCUGAGACCAACCCCAAGCCCGGUGAUGUCGUAGCCUUGACCUGCGUGGCGUAUGGUGGAUACCCCGAAGCUGAGGUGCUCUGGCAGGACGGGAGCGGGCAAAACCUGACAGAAAACGUCACCGUCUCACCUGUAGCCAACGAGCAGGGUCUUUUCACCAUCAGGAGCAUCUUGACGGUGACCCUCGAACCGAACAGCACCUACAGCUGCAGACUGACCAAUCCGCUCCUCGGGGACGAGGGCCAUGCCUCUGUCACCAUCACGGCCCAGGCCCCGGUCUUUCCUCAAGUGGCUCUGUGGGUAACGAUUGGGCUGGCGGUCUGUUUGUUUGGUCUCCUCAUCGCCUUGGCUGUCGUCUGCCACAGGAAAAUCAAAGAGAGCUGUGAAGAGUUGAGAGCAGAAGAAGAAGCCAAAGAACUCGAGGAAGCCAAAGAACUUGAAGAAUCCAAGACAGCUGCAACACCUCUAAAGAGCUAAAGGCAAAGAGCUCAGGGUGAAACUCCACAUGAAGCAUGAAGUCUCACGUUAACCUUCAGUGCAACAUGGCGCUCAACAAGAGGCACAUUCGAUUAUCACACACACACACACACACACACACACACUCACAAGAACACACUUUCUGUUUAUCUGUGCAAAUGCUAUUGCUUAAAAUACAAAGUAGCAACUAAGAAUGAAAAAAAAAAUAUAUACAUUUUGCACCUUGACAAUGAAAGCGAAUGCUGCCUUGUGCCCAGUUAGAUUAAUGUUAAAUAUCAACCACGGCAUCACAAGCUGAUUUCUUUCUGCCUUCCUUUCUGUUAAAGGUUUAAAAUCUUGUUUUAUAAUCCGACUGUUUUUCGGUGUGUUUUUUUUUAGACAGCAUAAAUAGAAUUAACCUCAGACACCAUAGUAGCCUAGCCUAAUUUCUUUACAGCAUCAUUUGCUUCCUGUGUUCAUUUCAAUGACUUUAUAAUCACCGAGCAAGGUUUGGAUUGGACUAAACAGAAAAUCAGCUCGAAGCCCACUGACUGCCACUGUUUUCAGUUCCACCACCGACACCAGCUCCCUCACCUCCAUAUCCAGAGCCUUGCCUCAUCUUCCACCUUACACCUAAUGGAAAGUGAAGAGCUUAAGAGAAGAACCAGCAACGAAGCUGUCACCGGUGUGUCCGGUAUAGACAGUCUCUUUUACUUUCCCUCGUCAUCUUCACCAGCGCACCAGCCCAGACUAAUUAAGCCCUGCCCAUGAAUCAACAUAUACCUGUCACGAUGCAGCUCUUUCUGCAAACUCAAUGACUUUGGGGAGAAAUAUGUUUGAAUUCAAGCAAAGUCUGUACAAAUUGCAAGUGGUUCAUAGAACACACCCAGGUUUCUCUUUGUCCUGCCAGUAUUAUUAUGAGAAAAGGUUUUACUAAUUACACAGUCAAGCGAUAUACUGUGUGGGGAAUCUGUUAUAAAUCUUGAAUGCUGGGAUUUUUUGGGGUCUUGAUAUUUGGAGCAUGUUCAGUGCCAAAAAAAGAUGUUUUCCACAAAUGAGUUAAUUGUGUCAGUCAGUUAUUAUGAACAUGCUUGAAAUAAUAAAAUGAUGUCAUUAAA
Molecule: messenger RNA, 2323 nt
Organism: Clarias gariepinus (North African catfish)
Lineage: Eukaryota; Metazoa; Chordata; Actinopteri; Siluriformes; Clariidae
Gene: cd276
Product: CD276 molecule
Exons: 8
Coding region: 324-1226 (300 amino acids)
Source: RefSeq, a predicted model, not a curated record